AUGUGCAAUGUAGGAGCCCCUCCACGGCAGACCGCCUUCUUGAUCGCGGAUGCCCAAACAAGAAGUGCGGGCGGGCGAGGUAUUUAUACGGCGGGCGGAGCCGCUAGGGACAGCGCUAGGCUAAGCGAGGGCCCACGGCGAGCGCCCAUUGGCUGGGCGGGUUACAAAGUUCUUCAAUCAUGGAACAAAGUCAACCUCUACAACCUCAAACACGCCAGCAUCCCCCAUUCCUCCUCCAAAACAUUCUUCCAGCAGAAGUGGAUCGCCAAGUCCCUCGCCCGCACAUACCACGGCGAGCAGGUCCGCGAAUCACAGUGGGAGAAAAUGUUCUCCCGUCGCUUGCGUUCCGUCGUGCCAAUGGAUGCCAAUUACCUCGCCCGUAACGACGGUUCCUUCGAAUCCGCCGGUCGAGGAUCCGGCUUGGAAGGUGUUGGUCCGCGUAGGGCUCCGCUCACGCCCCAUAUGCAGAUGACCUUUGCGCCGCUGGAGCGGAGGCUGGAUGUCGCUAUUUUCCGUGCCAUGUUUGCCAGCAGCACGAGACAGGCGAGGCAGUUUGUUAUUCAUGGUUCCGUUACUGUCAAUGGGAAGAAGAUGAGAUACCCAGGAUACCUUUUGAACUCGGGCGAUCUUUUCCAAGUAGACCCCGAACGAGUGAUGUUUGCGACGGGCGCGCCCAAGGACCCUCAACAACGCCGCAGAGGUCGUAAACGGCGCAACCGGACUCCGGGUGUCCGACAAGCCCUCUCCAGCGCCUUCUCCAGCACCGAUGUCGUCGAAGACCUUGAAGCCCAAUUCCUCCAACUCAAAGCCCUAGCCGAUAUAUCCCCCUCCAAAUCAAAACCCACAACCGAACCUUCCACUUCAAGCCAAGCCUCCUCCCCCACCACCACCACCACCACCAACACUUCCUCAACCUCCUCCGCCAAUCUCCCCGAAUCCGUCCUCCCAACCCCGCCACCCCACGAAAUAUCCUCCGCAAAACCCACAUCCUCCCCAAGCACCCCUCAAGACCCCGUCCUCGCCGCCGCCCUCAAACAAGCCAUCGAAAACCCCACCGCCCCGCUGGACGAAACCACGCACCCCCAGAUCUCCGAGGAAGACCUUACCGUCCUUCGCCAGGCCCUGUACCAGCUGCACGAGAACCCGAUCGACAGUCUGAAGCCGUACGCCACCCCCUGGCGGCCGCGCGACUACAUGAGCGCCUUCGCGUUCAUCCCGCGCUACCUGGAAGUGAACCAGAAUAUCUGCGCUGCCGUGUAUCUGCGCCAUCCCGUCGCGAGGCCGGGCCGGUCGGAGGUGCCGUCGCCGUAUCCUGAUUCUGUUAACGGCGCGGCAUUUGUGUGGUAUUUGAGGCGGAGGUAG
Messenger RNA from Histoplasma mississippiense, 1362 nucleotides. RefSeq names its product mitochondrial 37S ribosomal protein NAM9. The coding region runs from base 1 to 1362 and encodes 453 amino acids. Gene Ontology annotation, biological process: positive regulation of translational fidelity. Gene Ontology annotation, cellular component: mitochondrial small ribosomal subunit. The transcript has 5 exons. The record is from RefSeq and is a predicted model, not a curated record. NCBI's taxonomy places the organism in Eukaryota, Fungi, Ascomycota, Eurotiomycetes, Onygenales, Ajellomycetaceae. Gene Ontology annotation, molecular function: structural constituent of ribosome; rRNA binding.